AUGGUAGAACUCACUCAGACCCCAUUGUUCCCAGAAAGCUCCAACAAAGCUUGUUCAAUUCCGCAGACGGCAAAACACGUCCAAUAUACCAAGAAGGAAGAACGUGAUGCUUCAGAGCUGCAGAUAACAUGGAACAGCGUCAUGGAUAAAGGAAAUUACCGCAGGAAAUCGUUGUAUACUCACGUUGCCGUUCUCGUUCUCUAUUGGGAGGAUGGCGACCUCGAUGUACAUGACGAAGUCAAGGAACUCGUUGACAUAUUCCAAAAACUCUUCAAUUACUCUGUCGACCACGGACCACUGAAAGGGCCCUAUGCUAACACUCACAUCAAUUUCCUUGUUGCAGAAUUCGUUCACAAGCAUAACGGGCGGGGAAAGCUGAUGAUCGUUUAUUACGCCGGCCAUGGACGUCCCGGAGAAUCUCAUGGGAGCCUUGAAUUAUUUGGGUCUGCAAAGCAUUAUUUUAGCCACGGGGAUGAGCGGCUACUGAUUCACUCUAGGAAAACCACAACACGUCCGUCAAAUGACGAGGUCAAUAAGCUGAUUUGGAACAACACUGAAAAUUUCUUAAAGGACGCCUGUGCGGACGUCCUGCAAAUCUUCGAUUGUUGUCAUGCCGGAGACCUCAUGUUCAAGCGGGGCUCUAGCAGAGCAUUCGAGUAUCUCGCUGCAACAAGGGCUGGAGAGCUCACCAAUGAGAAGAAGCGAUUCACAACAGUGGACCUGGGGCGAGAGAUCAAAGAUCACCAGCACUUUCCCGAAGAACAAGAACCAGUGCUAACUGAUCGCGAUGACAAUUCUGAUGUUGGCCGCAUCGAGCUUUACGCUCUUUCGGAGCAGGAUGCUACCGGGAGCACUGGCGCCGAAGACUCGCAAUUCAGCGCUUAUGAUGGUCGCGUCCUGACCCUACAUUUCGACUUCGGUUCUCAACCCUUGAAGCAAAACAUCCAAAAAUUAGGCGAGCGUCUUAACCGCGGAAGGCUCGAUCAACUCGGCAUCGAGAGGAUUCGCUGGGGAGGCAUGAAAGAAACCGGGUUCCGGCGGUCUGUUGAGGCUUUCCGCAAUCUCCGCCCGAGAGAUUUGACAACAGCUGAGCUCCACGACAUAGCUCUAACUCCUAUAUCUCGUGCAAGUCCUUUUUCGCGUGAGGAAACGACUAGGUGUGGGGAACCCGCGCUUGGAUCACGGUCAACCGAAUCUCCGGGUACAGAUAGCCCGCGCUUAACUGCGAAACGGAAGCCGAAGGAUUCCACGGGACGCGAGAAAAAGAGACGGAAAGGUUGA
Messenger RNA from Endocarpon pusillum Z07020, 1281 nucleotides. RefSeq lists its product as uncharacterized. The coding region runs from base 1 to 1281 and encodes 426 amino acids. The record is from RefSeq and is a predicted model, not a curated record. Lineage: Eukaryota; Fungi; Ascomycota; Eurotiomycetes; Verrucariales; Verrucariaceae. The transcript has 4 exons.